CCCCAAUCGAGAAGUAUGACAUAUCGAAAGCCAAAUCUACCCCAAGAGGCGAAUGGAAUUGGAAGCACAGAUACGGACAAACGACAAUGCAAAGAGCAUGCCAUCUCAAACGCUUCGGACUUCCAACUGGACGCCUUAUCCCCUGUGUUACCAUCGCCCAAUCACCACCCUUAUCCUACACCUGCAGUGCCAUGGCUCGCGCCACCCAUCCCUGGCUUAUUUGUUGUUACUUCGGGCACCCUUUCCAACUGUGGCUGCCUCUGCCUGCGCAUCGUCUUGUCAGGUAGAACUAGUUGUAGAAUCUCUUCCUUCCAGUGGAACACCGCUAUGGCUUCCUCGAUCGCCUCCGUCGGCUGCAAGGUGUCGGCAUCCUCGGCUCCCCCGUCCAAGCUUGACAAGGUGCAGGUCUUGAAGCAUGCCCCAGUUAACAGCGCCUUCGGUCUGAAGCCCGCCGCCUCCCGCGUCUCCUGCAGCGUGGAGGAGACCGUGAGGAGGGUUGUCGAUGGUGCCAAGGCCGCCGCUCUCGUCUUGGCUUCGUCGGCUCUCGUCGCUGGGGCCGCUCUCGCCGAGGGAACGCCCCAGAGGCUGACGUUCGACGAGAUCAACGCCCAGACGUACAUGGACGUGAAGGGGUCAGGAACCGCGAACCAGUGCCCGAUCGUGCCGGAGGGAUCCGACAAGUUCUCGUUCAAGGACGGGAAGUACACGAUGAAGAAGCUGUGCAUGGAGCCGACGUCGUUCACGGUGAAGGCGGAGUCGCCGUUCAAGGGCGGUAGCGAGGGAUUUCAAAAUACGAAGCUGAUGACCCGGCUCACGUACACGCUGGAUGAGAUCGAGGGACCGCUGACGGUGAGCAACGGGAACCUGAGGUUCGAGGAGAAGGACGGGAUCGACUACGCGGCGGUGACGGUGCAGCUGCCGGGAGGCGAGAGGGUGCCGUUCCUGUUCACGGUGAAGGAGCUUGUGGCGGAGGGCAAGCCGGAGAAGUUCGGGGGGUCGUUCCUGGUGCCGUCGUACAGAGGGUCGUCAUUCUUGGACCCCAAGGGACGGGGUGGAUCCACUGGGUACGACAAUGCCGUGGCUCUGCCUGCGGGCGGUGCCGGAGACGAGGAGGAGCUGGCGAAGGAGAACGAGAAGAACACGGCUGCGCUGAACGGCAACAUCACGUUCAGCAUCGCCAAGAGCAACACGGAGACCGGCGAGAUCGCGGGGACGUUCGAGAGCAUCCAGCCAUCAGACACCGACUUGGGAUCCAAGACGCCGAAGGAGGUGAAGAUCGAGGGCAUCUUCUACGCCCAGCUGGAGCAGUAGACACAGACGCAUAGACAUAGAGUAGAUAGAUAGAUAAAGUCUGAUCCAGAUCCGAUGUGCAUAGGCGGGGCAUGGCUUGGUUUGUAAUUUUAACUUGUCGGGAUGUUUUCAACGGUGACAGUGUCCUUGUUUCC
Messenger RNA from Physcomitrium patens, 1445 nucleotides. RefSeq names its product oxygen-evolving enhancer protein 1, chloroplastic. Gene Ontology annotation, cellular component: photosystem II oxygen evolving complex. Gene Ontology annotation, biological process: photosystem II assembly; photosystem II stabilization. Gene Ontology annotation, molecular function: oxygen evolving activity. The record is from RefSeq and is a predicted model, not a curated record. Lineage: Eukaryota; Viridiplantae; Streptophyta; Bryopsida; Funariales; Funariaceae.